UAAAGAAAUACAAAGAUGGUCGGCUGUGGUCUGCUUACUGCCAAGAAGAACCCAGUUCCUCUGAAGAGCGUGGAGGUGGAGCUGCAGGUGAAGGACCAUGUGGCUACAGUCAUCUCCACUCUGAACUACCAGAACAAGGAGGACAAACCUAUAGAGGCGCUUUUUGUCUUCCCUCUGCCUGGAGAUGCUGCUGUGUGUCAUUUCAGUGCUGACAUUGGACAGACACACAUUGUAGCUGAGCUGAAGGAGAAGCAGCAGGCUCGUGAGGAGUAUGACGAUGCACUGAGCUCAGGGCAGCAGGCCUUCCUGUUGGAGGAGAGUGAGCAGAGUCCUGAUAUCUUCUCUCUGAGUGUGGGCAGUCUGCCUCCAGGGGAGAGCGCCUCCAUCAUGCUGCAGUAUGUCAUUGAGCUGGCUGUGGAGGCUGAUGGGGCGCUGAGGUUCUGUCUGCCUGCUGUGCUCAACCCUCGCUACCACCCUCAAGGUAGUGAAGGUCCUGGAGUCCCGGUCAGCUCAGUUCCAGCCUCUGAGAUUCCCUACAGUCUGUCCUUUUCUGCACGAGUGUCCUCUCCUCGUCCAGUUUCCAAAGUAGAGUCCAGCUGUUCUCUGGAGCCUCUUCACUACCUGAACACUGAUCACACAGAGGCUGCUGUGAAGCUGGCUGCAGGACACAAGUUUGACAGAGAUGUAGAGCUGCUGAUUUAUUACAAAGAUGCUCACCAGCCCUCUGCUGUGGUGGAGGCAGGACAGGACUCUGCUCAGCCUGGCACUCUGAUGGGUGAUCCUGUGGUGAUGGUUAGUCUGUACCCAGAGUUCCCAGAGUCUGUGAUGUCCAAACGCGCCUCAUGUGGAGAGUUUGUGUUCUUGUUGGAUCGAUCUGGAAGCAUGCAGUGUCCGACCAAUAACAGGAACCAGCAAGAGACUCGCAUCAGCAGUGCAAGGGAUACUCUGCUGCUCCUCUUGAAGAGUUUACCAAUGGGCUGCUACUUCAAUAUCUAUGGUUUUGGAUCCAGUUAUGAUCAUAUUUUCCCGCAGAGUGUGGAAUACAGUGAGAAGAGCAUGGAGGAGGCUCUGAAGAAAGUUGAGGUGAUGCAGGCUGAUCUGGGAGGAACAGAGAUUCUUCAGCCCCUCCAACACAUUUACAGUCAGCCCUGCAUCUCCAACCAGCCUAGACAGUUGUUUGUCUUCACUGAUGGAGAGGUGGGGAACACCAAGGAAGUUCUAGAUCUAGUUAGGAAGAAUGCAGGUUCCCACAGGUGUUUCUCUUUUGGGAUUGGAGAAGGAGCCAGCUCUGCUCUCAUCAAUGGGUUGGCUCAGGAGGGCAGAGGUCACGCUCAGUUCAUCACAGGAAGUGACAGGAUGCAGGCAAAAGUGAUGCAGUCUCUGAAAUUUGCACUACAGCUUGUUGUCAAAGACAUCUCUGUCACAUGGGAUUUACCAAAGGGAGUGUCUGCCACUGUCCUCUCUCCACCAAUCACAACAAUUUUCCAGGGUCAGAGGUCACUGGUUUAUGCCCAACUCUGUGGAAAGAGUUCCCAAACAGACUGCAGUGUGACGGUGAAUUACACUCUGGGAGAUCAUCCCUAUGAGAGCAAAAAACUGUUUAACCUGAAUCCUGCAAAGGACACUGGGUUUACAGUCCACAGGUUAGCUGCUCGUAUUUUGAUUCGUUCUCUGGAGUCUGAGGAAAGAAAGAACAGAGGAAAGUCAAAUGAAGACAUGAAGAGGAAGGUGGUGGAGCUCAGUGUCCAAUCAGGAGUGAGCAGUCAUCACACUGCCUUCAUUGCUGUCAACAAAGACAAUGGUGAUGCUGUUCAAGGACCCCUGGUGUGCAGAAAUGUUCCAACCCCUGGUAAAUCCAGUUCCAGGAGGAUGUGUUGUAUGCCUCGGCGCUCUCCUGCUAGAGUGUUUUAUCUAGAAGCCGCUGUGCCUGAGCAGCCCCGCAGAGACCCUCUGCUGCAGCUGGUUUCCCUCCAGAAGGCGUCCGGCUGCUGGCUGCUUGAUACAGCUCUGGCCUCAGUUCUGGGAAAAACAAGUGAGGAGGUGGAGAAGUCAAAGCCUGCAGAGGUCAGCAGUGAGGUGUGGGCCACCAUUCUGGCUCUGAUCUGGCUUCAUGGAUUCAAGAUGGAUGCAAAGGAUGAAUGGGAGCUUCUGGCUGUGAAGGCUGCUUCAUGGGUCCAAGCUCAGAAUGCUCCAUGUGUGAAGGACUGUGUUGAUGCUUCAAAUGCACUGCUGGGUUGCAGAGUGCACAAAGAAGCCCUGGGGCUCUGAAGUAGAAACUGAAGAUUUUAUAUUUUAAACUCAUGUUAUGUUUUGCAACAUCUGCAAUAGUAAUGUUUAUGCAACAGUUUAUAACCUCGUAUAGCUUUCUCAUAUCAUUAUAUAGCCUUUGUUUUGACACAAUGUCUGGGGGGGGGGGGGGGGGCAUUGUAUUGCACAAUUUAAUGUUUGAAGGAUGUAGUUACUAUAGCGGCCAUUAGAGGGCAGGGCUGCUCAAUGAGACCUUUGGAGGCUCUCUUUCAAGGGAGGAAAGCCCGUUUCUUUCUUUCUUUCUUUCUUUCUUUCUUUCUUUCUUUCUUUCUUUCUUUCUUUCUUUCUUUCUUUCUUUCUUUCUUUCUUUCUUUCUUUCUUUUAUUGUUAAACAGAAGGUGUAGCAUUAAAACUAUAUAUGGGUAAUAUGUUAUACUGAAAGUACUGGUUAGAAAGUUUGAUGCUUUAAAAGAGGCUUAAGAUGUGGAGGUUUGUUUUUUGAUUUUUUUUUGUUCCAAGAGAAAAUUGAUCCACUUGAGCGAUCACAUGGCAACACCAUAAUAGCUAAAGUAGCAUUUAAUACUUGUGCUUUUCCAGAUAUUAUGACAGAUUUUUUUUUUGUAAUGUCAAAAGAUUUUUCUGAGGUGUUUUAUUUAUCAUACUAACUAAUAUGGUUAUUAAUGACAUUCUAAAUUGAAGUUAAAAUCAAUGUUAUGUUUUUUGGGGGAAAACAGGGUGGAUACUUUGGGUGAAGUCUGUUGAAAUUGAAUGUUUUUCUAUCACAAAGCAGUUAUUGGGAUUUGAGAAUGUAAGUCUGUAACCGUUAAGUGAAUAAAGACUGAAAUAAAUCAAAGCAGAGAAAUACCA
Messenger RNA from Oryzias latipes (Japanese medaka), 3114 nucleotides. RefSeq names its product von Willebrand factor A domain-containing protein 5A-like. NCBI's taxonomy places the organism in Eukaryota, Metazoa, Chordata, Actinopteri, Beloniformes, Adrianichthyidae. The record is from RefSeq and is a predicted model, not a curated record.